AUGUCGUCCGAAGCGUCCAAGAAAGCAUACGAGCAGACGCUACGUCGUCUAGAGAUCAUCCAAUCUCACCUAUCCAGCACGCCUCGCUCAGGUCGUCUAUCUGGAAAAGUGUGCAUCGUCACCGGUGCUGCAAGUCCGACUGGGAUUGGAAGAGCUACGGUGAGGCAGUACGCUCAUGAGGGUGCCAAACACAUUUACGCCCUCGAUAUCGUCGAUGAUCAUUUCGAGGAGCUCAAAAAGACUUUGAAGGGAUUGUAUGCCGAUGUCAAGGUGAGUUGAAGAGUUUGCUGCUCGAUUUCGAUUGGCUCGUGCAUACGUGAUGUGAGGUGCUCGGCGCUGUAGCACACCACACCUUGUCCUCGCUCGUACAAGCGCAUUGUUGAAUGCCUGUCUCGCCCUCGCUGACCCCUCGUUUGCGCUUUGAAUUUCUGCUCACUACAGAUCACAACUCAUGCUUGCGAUGCCGCGUCAGAGGAGGCCAUCAAGGAGAUCUGUGAUCGCGCCAUCAAAGAGGAAGGUCAGCUGGACGUCUUUUUCGCCAAUGCUGCCAUCGCUACGGGCGCUCCAAUCUCUGCUACAGACGGAGAAGAUGUGGCCGAGACUUUGAGAGUGAAUGUAUUGAGGUGAGCAUUUGGGCGCAGAAUUUGAAGGCAUUUGGAGAGGCAGCAGGUUAGACUGGAUUGGAGUUUCUAUACCAGCGGCCUGUUUGGGAACAUUGACCCCCGUUCGAUGUGUGCAUGCCACUUACCCUACUCCCAUCCCUACUUAGCUGCUUCCACGCCGUCAAGUACGCAAGCGAGGCGAUGCAAGUGACCAGCUCGUCCAAGUCCGAUGCAGGUGGAUCCAUCAUCCUCACCGCUUCCAUAGCCGGUCUUCGCUCAGGAGGAGGAUCGGCAGAUUACAGCGCCAGCAAAGCAGCCGUCAUUUCCCUCGCUCAAACCGGAGCCUGUCAAAUGGCAGGAACAAAUGUUCGAGUCAAUGCCGUCUGUCCCGGUCUGAUCGAGACUGGCAUGACUCUGCCCACGUUUGAAAUGUCCAGGGAACGCGGCAGUGCGGGCAAGAUCGGUCAGCUCAACCCUACCAGGAGGUAUGGCGUGGCAGAAGAAGUGAGUGCAGCUUCGGAAGGUGCAACAAGCGGCGGGCUAUCAAAUCGUCAUCCACCACGUGAUUGGCUGAGAUUUUGCAAACGUAUCUGAUCGCUACAACAGAUUGCACAAGUGGUCACUUUCCUCAGCACCAACGAGGCCUCCUACGUCAACGGUGUGGCUCUUCCUGUCGAUGGAGGUCUCGCAGCGAGCCAUCCAGUCGUGCCUGGACGCCUACACUGA
Molecule: messenger RNA, 1328 nt
Organism: Ceraceosorus bombacis
Lineage: Eukaryota; Fungi; Basidiomycota; Exobasidiomycetes; Ceraceosorales; Ceraceosoraceae
Source: the annotation of a GenBank genome assembly